ACAAUGGCGGACGCUCCAGAGGAGCCCAAAGUUUCGAAACGAGCAGCAGAGAAGGAGGCGAAGAAGGCAGCGGCACGCGCGAAGAAGGAGGCCUCAAAAUCUGCUGCUCCGAACACAACAGCUGCGGUGCCCAGCAAGCCAGCAGAAGCGGUCGACCCUUUCAAGACUGGAUGGCUGAAGGGUGUAUACAAUGAGAAGCCGGUCACCGAUGUGGUCACGCGAUUCCCGCCAGAGCCCAAUGGGUACCUCCACAUUGGCCAUGCGAAAGCGAUCACGGUGAGCUUUGGCUUCGCCAAGUCAUACGGCGGCCAGUGCAACCUCCGAUUCGACGAUACCAAUCCGGCGAAAGAGGAGGAGCAGUUCUUCACCAGCAUCAAGGACAUGGUAUCGUGGUUGGGCUUCAAGCCCGCGCGAGUGACCUACAGUUCGGACGAAUUCGAUCAAUUGUACGAACUGGCAGAGGAGUUGAUUCGUCGGGACAAGGCAUACGUCUGCUUUUGUUCAGCAGCUGAGGUCAAGGCGAGACGAGGCGGACCAGAGCAUGGUCCGAGGAGUGUAUGUGCAGACUGGUCAGCGAGUCCGGACACCAACCUUGCGGAGUUUCGAAAGAUGCGGGACGGCGACUAUGAGGCUGGCACGGCACAUCUUCGCAUGAAGCAAUAUCUGGGCACAUCGAAUCCUGCAAUGUGGGAUGUUGCGGCAUACCGAGUCAAGAAGGAGAACUAUCAUCAUCGGACGGGAGUGAAAUGGAAGAUCUACCCCACAUACGAGUUUACACACUGUCUGGUCGAUUCAUUCGAGGGCAUCACACACAGUCUCUGCACGGUGGAGUUCGAGACACUACGGCCCGCUUACAAUUGGCUACUCGAGGCUCUGGACCACAAGCUACCCGGUAGUGACGAGAAAGGCCCGAUGCAGAGGGAGUACGGCAGACUCAACGUGGAAGGUACUAUUCUGUCAAAGCGAAGGAUUGCUAUGCUUGUGAACGCGGGCGCUCGCUCAAUACCUCCGGUCGUACGUGACUGGAACGACCCUCGGCUGUUCACACUCGUGGCCCUCCGUCGACGUGGUGUUCCGCCGGGCGCUCUCAAGAAGUUCGUCCUUGAUCUGGGAGUGACAAAAGCGAAUGCCAACACCAUGACACACAACCUCGACGCGACGAUUCGGACAUACCUUGAACGCACGGUACCACGACUCAUGCUAGUACUGGAUCCGAUCAAAGUCGUGAUCGAGAAUCUAGCAGACGACUAUCUCGAAGAGCGCGAGGUGCCGUUUGACCCUAAAGAUCCAGCGAAGGGUUCCCACAAGGUUCCUUUCACAAAGGUCAUUUACAUCGACCGUGACGACUUCCGCGAGGAGGACGAUCCCGACUUUUUCCGUUUGGCCCCUGGCAAGAGUGUUGGCCUCCUGCACGCCGAGCAUCCUCUCCGCUGUCUCUCGUUUUCAAAAAACGCUGCCACGGGCAAAGUGGCGGAGAUUAAGGCAGAGUAUGGCUCUUCUGUCCCAGCUGGCAAGGCUCGCAUCCAUUGGGUCGGCGAAUCAGCCUCGCACAAGUCCCCGGUCCGGGCUGAAUGUCGACUGUUCAACCCGUUGUUCAAGACACCGAAGCCCAACGAGCUGGAUUGGAAGACUGGCGGCUACUAUGACAACGUGAACCCUGACUCCGAAGUCGUUUUCGCCGAUGCCAUGGUCGAGUGCGGAUUCCGCGAAAUUCAGGAGCGGGCACCCUGGCCAAAGACAGAUGGUGAGACGACCGCCAAUGCGGAUAAGAGCAGCGUGCGCUUCCAGGGUCUCAGGACUGCAUAUUUCGCGGAGGACAGCGAUUCCACCGCGGACAAGGUCGUCCUGAAUCGCAUUGUGACGCUCAAGGAGGAUGCGGGCAAGAAGGCGUAG
Molecule: messenger RNA, 1893 nt
Organism: Zymoseptoria tritici IPO323
Lineage: Eukaryota; Fungi; Ascomycota; Dothideomycetes; Mycosphaerellales; Mycosphaerellaceae
Product: glutamine--tRNA ligase
Exons: 3
Coding region: 4-1893 (629 amino acids)
Biological process (GO): translation; glutaminyl-tRNA aminoacylation
Cellular component (GO): cytoplasm; cytosol
Molecular function (GO): glutamine-tRNA ligase activity; ATP binding
Source: RefSeq, a predicted model, not a curated record